This is a messenger RNA of Hemibagrus wyckioides, 2599 nucleotides long. RefSeq names its product ER lumen protein-retaining receptor 3-like. The transcript has 4 exons. Gene Ontology annotation, cellular component: membrane; cis-Golgi network; endoplasmic reticulum. Lineage: Eukaryota; Metazoa; Chordata; Actinopteri; Siluriformes; Bagridae. The coding region runs from base 299 to 967 and encodes 222 amino acids. Gene Ontology annotation, biological process: endoplasmic reticulum to Golgi vesicle-mediated transport; protein retention in ER lumen. Gene Ontology annotation, molecular function: ER lumen protein retrieval receptor activity. The record is from RefSeq and is a predicted model, not a curated record.
AUCUGGCAACUCUGGUCGGGCGGAGAGGAGCGCGCUCGCGCAGGACAGAUGUUUAUUUCUGGUGAUUAACGGCAGAUCUGUGACGGAAGUUCAGAACAUAGCCCGAGCCUGACCGAGAGCACGCGCUCCUUUCCUCCAGAGUGACCGCAGCGGCGCUGAGGGAAAGUUUCCAGGCGGUAAUCUGUCCUCGAGACUCGGGGACAUCAGCUCGAGCACAGCCUCCUGCACCGCGCCGUUAUUGAUCACUUUAACUCUUUAUUCCCGGUUAUUUUGUUGUUGUUUAUUAAAAGACUCCAGGAUGAACGUGUUCCGUCUGGCCGGUGACGUGUCGCAUCUCCUCGCCAUCAUCAUCCUCUGCAUGAAGAUGUGGAGGUCCAAGUCCUGCGCAGGUAUCUCAGGGAAGUCCCAAGUGCUUUUUGCGUUGGUCUUCACCACCAGAUAUCUGGACCUGUUCACUUCCUUCAUCUCUCUGUACAACACCAUCAUGAAGGUAUCGUUCCUGGUCCUGGCCUACUCCACAGUGUUCCUGGUCUACAUACACUACAGGAACUCCUAUGACAGUGAGAAUGACUCGUUCCGUGUGGAGUUCUUACUGGUUCCUGUUACUGGGCUCUCCUUCCUGGAGAACUACGCCUUCACCCCCCUGGAGAUCCUGUGGACGUUCUCCAUCUACCUGGAGUCGGUGGCCAUCUUACCACAGCUCUUCAUGAUCACCAAGACGGGCGAGGCCGAGUCCAUCACCACACACUACCUGUUCUUUUCAGGACUGUACCGCGCCCUCUACCUGGCUAACUGGGUGUGGCGCUACCAAAUGGAGGGCUUCUACGACCAGAUCGCCGUCGUCUCUGGAGUUGUGCAGUUGUGCAUCCUCGUCUCUGGACUUGUGCAGAACAUCUACUUGUCCCAGAUGAAGAAUACAGUGAGUCUAAAAGUGUGUUUGGAGGAAACACAGACACACUUUUAUUAAAACAAGAAACAAAUAGUUUAAGUUGUUCAGUAAGCGCUAAGUCUUCAAAUGGGGUCUGAAGAUGGUCGGUGAUGUGACAUGGGCUGAAAUGAUUCCUCGAGUAAUUCAAAUACAAAUAAUCUUAGAGGUAAAUAAGCUGCCUCAAAGCUUCAUUCAGUAUAUUUACUGUACCUACACACAGAGCACUGCGUUUCCCCACGGACCAUUAUUACUGACGCACAACCUGCCGCUAAACUCGGGGAGAAAACAGCGAGGGGCAAGAAGAUUCAGGCCAAAGAAAACAGCAGAAAGUUUUUAAUAUUUGGAAUCAUCUCAAACUAAAACACAGAAAGCUCUGUACAGUGUGAUUACUGGGAGACUGAACUGGUGUACCACAACACUACAGGUUCCAUACUUCAACAUCUCACUCACACACAGUCCCCGAGACACUGACCACCGAGUCCACACAAGAUUCACACUUAGCAUAAAUCAAUAUAAUUGCUAGUUGAAAUGAAGGCAGUAUAAAUGUCUGUGGAUUGUGGCUACAUGUAGUGACUAUUUAAGACAGUAUCAGUAUGGUGGCUAGUUAUGAUGUCCCUAAUUUAGCUAAGUUUCAUAAAAGCUUAACCGUCAUUUAUUUUGUUAGCUUCACUCUCUCUCUGUCACACACACACCAGUAUGUAGGGAGACAUUUAAGAGGGUUUAUUCUCCAAAUAUCUCUAAUUUCAUGUUACAGAAAAAUGUGUUAAGAGAUUUGAUGUGUAUGGACUCUUGUUCUUGUUCCAAGUUUCCUUCCUGUCCACUAACUUUUGCCUCUUACAAAAACCACAAAGUCUUCCAGGAAGACAGUAAAGGCUUAUGUCCUGCUUGAGCUGUAGUUAGACUAAAAACUUUUUAUAAAUAGGAAACGACUUAGUUGUUAAUUUUAAGAGACCUGUCUUAUUUUCUCUUACAUAUUUAGUAUUCCUCUUUAAUAAAGAAACAGUACUUCUUAUCUGAUUACUCGAUUCAUCCAUGGAAUACUCGAUUACUAAAAUAAUCCACAGCUGCAGCCCUAGAUGUGACUCUAGAGGAAGUUCCCUCCACCAGCUCAGUGCCAGAACAGAGAAGAGUCUAGAUGUUUCUCUACCCUGUUUGAUGAUCUUAAACCCGUCCUAAACCCAGCACCAGGAUGAAGUUGAUACCAGCAGACAUUGUGGUGUGACAUCAGAGAAAACCAUCAGAGAUAUUGAAACUGUAAUAAAUGGCAAAGACUGGAUUUAGAUUGAGAUGAGGAUGUGCUUUAGAGAGAGAGUGUGUGUGUGUGUGUGUGUGUGUGUGUGUGUGUGAACUACUGAUUACUCUAUUAGACUUAAUAACCUGAUUUAUUGGUGUUUUUGUGUAGCAGGGUGGUGGUAGCUCACAUGGUUAAGGUUCUGGGUCACUGACCGGAAGCUCGGGGUUCAAGCCCCAGUACUGCCAAGCUGUCACCAUGGGCCCCUGAGCAAGGCCCCUAAACCCACUGUGCUCCAGACGCACUGCAUCAUGACUGACCCUAACCUCUAAGGAUGGGAUAUGUGAUGAGAAUUUCACUGUGCUGUAAUGUAUAUGUGACAAAUAAAGGCUACUGAACUUAUGCUAACCACUAUAAACACACUACACUCCUGUGUGAAU